GCUGGGCUUUAUUUUGCUUCCCAGACUGGAAACCACUGUAGUGCAGUUGGACUUGACGUCUAGCAACACAACACCAGACUUUAAACAAGCAGACCCGGUGGCUUUGCAAGUUAGCGGCUGCAUUCACAGCCGUGGUGCCAGUGUGAGAGCGCCCGAGUAGCCCCUGCUGAGCUUGGGACUGCAGCAACAGGACAAAACACAUAAGAGGAAGAAAAAUACAAAGGGGGAGUAAGCCGGCAAAGGAGCAAGGAGAAUCAGAGGAGACGGCAUGUUAGUUAAAGUUGAGUUUAAAAGGCAAGCCCGACUCUAGAGGAGAGACAUAUUGAUUCACCCUCUCAGCUCACAGAAGGUAAAGAGGCAGAGUUGCUCAUCCGUAGGUUGAAAGAUUGACAGACAGCCAAGAAUUCAGGGUAUUGGUCAUGACUGCGGGCCUGCUGCUGGGAGGAUAGAGAUCAGAUUAAUAGCAUCUACAACGCAGCCUCCAUCCUGAUCUAACCCCAUCUCUAAACAACCCGUCGAUCUCUCCCCCUCAGCCAUCACUGUAGUCCACAAAGUCCACUGUGACAAGAGAGCUGAACCCUCAUACGGGCUAGUUUACCAGGCUGCAGCGUCCUGUGAGAACAAAGAGUGACCUCACGAGCUGUCGCUGGAGCAGGGAAGAGACACUCACCCGCCGCGGGGCUUUAGAGACGGCGGCCUUUUAACCAAGCACAUGGGCUGUUGAUGAAGAAAGAUGGCAGUGAGACUGACAGGCGCCACCCCUUCCUCUCGGCCACCCUCCCUCCCCCCAGCGGCCGUGGCUCGGACCGGUUAAGGUUGGUCUGUUGGCAUCCAUCGCAGCAUCUGCAGCAGCUGGCAGAGCGUGGGAAGGAGCAGUAUGCAGGAAACUGAUGUACCGGCCACGAAUGCCUUCAAAGAGUGCAAAUUCCACUGCACCAAUGGGAAUUGCUUGCGUCUGGGCUCGCUGAUCUGCAACCAGCUGAAUAACUGUGGGGACAACAGCGAUGAGGAGAACUGCCCUGUGGUCACCCAACACCCUCCGCCGGGCAUCUUCAACUCUGAACUGGAGUUUGUUCAGAUCAUCAUCAUCAUCGUUGUGAUGACUGUGAUGGUGGUGGUGAUCAUCUGCCUGCUCAACCACUACAAGCUCUCCACCUGGUCUUUCAUAACGAGGCAGAGCCAGGCCCGCAGGCAUGACCAUGCCCUACAACAGGACGGGUGCCUGUGGCCUUCAGACAGCGGCUCUCGGCAAGGUGCCUCGGAGGUGUUAUAUGCUCCGCAGGCGAGGGAUCGCUUCACCGCUCCCUCCUUCAUGCAGCGUGACCGCUUCAGCCGCUUCCAGCCCACCUACCCCUACCUGCAGCAUCAGAUUGACCUGCCGCCCACCAUCUCUCUGUCGGACGGGGAGGAACCACCGCCGUACCAGGGACCCUGCACCCUCCAGCUCCGUGACCCCGAGCAGCAGAUGGAGCUGAACCGCGAGUCGGUGAGGGCACCGCCCAACCGGACCAUCUACGACAGUGACUUGAUCGACAUGGGAGGAGGCGGGAGUCUAGGAGGGGUAGGGGGAGGAGGGGCUGGGAUGGGGGGCGGUGGCCCGAGGCCGCCCAGCAGUAACUCGGGCAUCAGUGCCGCCAACUCCAGCAGCCACGGGCGUAUGGAGGGCCCCCCGCCAGCAUACAGCGAGGUGAUAGGCCACUACCCUGGCUCAGCAUUCUUUCUACACCAGCACAGCAAUAACCAGAGGGUGGGGAGGCCGGGGGGGCUGGGGAGUAGGACAAUCCAGCAGCAGAGCCAAUCAGAAAGCACAAUUGUACCUGCCAAGGCCAAGGACGGCCAACCAGAGGACUUGGUGUGAAGAAACAGGGAGGGGAGAGGUAGGGCAACCCACCCCAGACUGAGAUCUGUGUCUCUCGUUCACCCCAGACCUCCUGUAAGCCGGGGUCUCUCUUAUCGCUCUGUCUCUCACGUCCUCUCUCCACACUCCCAUGCACAAACACACCAACUUUAGCUACAGAAACGAGCAAAGAGAGGAACCAACAACUGAUCUCAUUUCAUCCAUGCGCUAGCACUGCUGGGACAGGAUGUACGCACUGUGUCCAGACUUUUUUUUUCCCUCCUUAUUUUAAGAAAGAACCACACUGCUAGCACAGAUUGAAACAGUUUUCUCUUUCACCCCCCCACUCCCCCUGGCGGCGAUGCCGCUGUCCCCAGGAACUGAGGAGGGAUCAGUUUUGGGGGGGUUUGUUGUUUUCUUCUUUCUUCAUUGUUUUUCUGUUUUUGGACCGGGAUCUGUGCACAAAGCGAGAACUGAGAAUCAAGGACUUUACAGAGAACACAACGAAACAAGAGACUCACAAACCCAAAUCUUAGUGCCAAGGUUCACAAGGAAGCAAAACAAAGGGGGGGAUGACUUGUUUUAACAUUGAAAACACAAAAGAAACGUUAUCUCAAAGUUGCACUAUCUUUUUGUUGUAAAAGAGAAGAGGGAAAUGAUGUUAUGUUAUAACAGCGAUGUUUUUAAUUUCCUGUCUUGUUUGUUUGUUUUUUGGCCUUUUUGUGAAUGGACUGAUUGACUGACUGAACUUUGGCUCCAAAGUUGUUUUAAACAAUUGGGAGCAAAAACAAAAAAACAAAACAAAAAAACCCAACAACAACAAAAAAAACAACAAAAAAAAAACAAGUAUUAUAAGCUUAUGUCCUUCCUUUUUUGAAAACCGCAAGAAAUCCUUGUACCCAGCCUAAACAUCUCUGUCUGCUUACACCACAGGCACAGUGAGACUUAGUAAGAGAAUAACCUGUACUGCUUCAUGUCUGCGUUCACAUCAUGGGGAGGGGUGGGGGGGGGGGUAAUCUGCCUCAUGAGCAGCUGCUGGAUUGAUGGUGUGUUAUAACUAACCACCAGAGGAAGUGAGCAAAGAUUAGAGUCCUAAACACAGCUUGGCUGGAUUCAGUGGGAUCCAGGCUCAGGUUUGUGAGAUAUCAGCCCAGCUGUUUUGAUAUCAAGUUUAAAAAAGAAAGCCCUCAGCCCCUGUUAAGGAGGGUCUGUCUAGCAGGUGGUCAGAGCAGAUUCUUCUCAUUUCAAAUCUACCCUGACUGCUGAGUACCUGAUGUUUCCUCUCGCCCCCCUUCCCUGCAUCCAGGUCCACCGCCCUUCCCCAAAUGCUCGUCUCAGACAUCUUGCACAGUGCAUUCUGCCAACAGCCACCACACUGAACUCGAACCCACACAGAAAAACACAAAAUAUGUGAAGAAGAAGAAGAAGAAGGAGGGGGGGAAAAAAAAGAAGGCUCGACUCUCCGUCUUCACGUUUCUAAAGCCACAAAAGAAUGACACAAAGUGAAGAUUCCUGUCUGCGUCUGUCAGCACAGAGAUCAGGUUUUUAAAGGAAAAUUGUCUGUCGUCAAAGUCAAAGGGCUAUGGGAGGCUCCUUUUUGUAAAAGAAACACAGAAAAAAAACCUUUUUGAAAAUCUAGCCUUUUUCUCUGCUCAUCGUUGCCUUCUCCUCUGCUCUUGCGCUUUAUCUGUCUCUCUUUCCUGUUUGCGCCAGUCCCCCUCCCCCCUUUUCUAACGGCGUCUCCGGUAAACACUGUUCAUCAUCACUCCAUCCAUCCAUCCGUGUGCAGAAAAAGUGCGAUCAAAUGAUGCAGAGUCCGCCGAGCCCUUUAAAGUGGAGACUGGAGUGGAGUUCUCAUUCGGCAGCGUGCUGGUGCAGCCCUCUCCUCACUGUAUAAGUGUGUACACGUGUGCGUUUGUUGGUCAGACCUUUUAACAACACAGAAAAGCACUUAAUGCUCCUGCAGGAGUUUUGUGUGUGUGUGUGUGUGUGAGAGAUUGUAACUGAAUGAUUUAUUAACUGACUCCAGUUUAAACAUUCAAGGACAUAUUACUUCUUUAACACAGCUUCAGUUCAGCUUUCAUCGGGAUACAGUCGAGUGUCUUUCUUAAAAAGGCAGAAAUGCUCCAUGUUUGAUUGUCACAGUGCAAAGGUGACAUCACAGUGAGCCUCAAACAAAGUGGAUGCAUCCAGCGAACCCCAAAAAGGAAAAGCCCAGCUGGGAUGAUGAUGAUGUGAGUCUGUUUCAUACUACGUACUGGUUCCAGGCGUGCUAGCAGUACAGCCUCAGCACGUUGGCGUGCACGCGGGACAUGCUUGUUUUCUGAGUGAAGUGCAGUCUUUAUAGUCCCUCCAUGUAUUAAAUCUUUGAAAAACGAAAGCUCUGCUUUCUUUUCAAGAUCAGAGGACAAGGUUGUAUGAAUUUGAUGUUUUUUCCUACUCUCAGCAAAUCCCAUGAAAGUGUCUAAAUACUUUUGUGACCUCCUCACCCCGUCUGUAGCACUCGGCACUAAGCACCAGUUCCAUUCAUUUCUGCUGAAGAGACACAAUAUUUAAAAGAAGCAUUUGGCUCAAGGUUAAAUUAGUGUGUUUCUUGUUAAUGCCAAAAUUCAUCGUCGAAGAGCAAUCGCUUUCACAGUCCACUGUUGUCACGAUUUUAAAGCUCUGUACGUGGGAGUCAUUAUGACAGGUCUGUUAGUGGAGCCUUUUUAAAAAAAUAAUAAUAUCCAACCAGUGGAUUUUUCAGCGUGAGGCUCACAGGGAGGUGGUGGGUGCAGCACCUGGACGCUGCACACGUGGCUCUAGUUAGAUUUGGACUGGUUGAGGACUAUUUUAAGCUCAAACACAUUUGGUGCUCUAGUGGGCACUAGCACCCACAGGAAGGCUGUGUGAGUCCAUGUAAACGGCUGCGUGCUGGUAAUGAAGGAACAUGCUUUCCGGUGCGACUCACUGUUAUUCAACCACAGUCGAGCUCAUGGGAAUAACAUGCUAACAAUAACACGUUUGCAGAUCAUUUUUGUUUCAGGAAAAUGUGUGAAUUUGUUGCCAGGAUGUUUCAGAAAAGCUGAAGAAGUUGCAGGAUGUUUCACAGCUAACUGGCAACAGGUCCAUAGCAUCUUUGAUUAGAAAGGAUCGUCUUUCAGUAAAGACGGUUAGUGAUACGAUACUCUGAAGACUGCAACGGAAAACGUGUUUGUGCCCACGCUCGUGCCAGAUGAAACCCUCAGUAAUGCUGGGUGAUGGAGCAACAUGUGGUCCCACCCUGAUGAUCUUUCAGUGAAGCCUCUGCUUAUUUCAGCAAGACCGUGCUUCUCAUACCUAUGGGAUGAGCUGCUAGGUUCAAAUUUAAGCGACACGUGUAAAAUGUAGUCUGAUCAUUUGAUAUAAUCUUGUUUAAACUGCUCAUUUAAAUUAUUUCCAUUAGGCUGUGUUGGGUUUGUAACAUUUUACACUGAAUCCCAGGGUGCACUGGGAACAUGCAGUACUUAUGAAUCUUUUCAUGGGAUUUGUUGACAAGAAAAAAUAUAAAGUAACACCAGGCUGAACAUCUUUUAUCACUACUUGUCAGCGCACAACAAAGAAAAACUUGAUGAGGUCUCGUAUGACGAAUACACAAACCUCUGUAGUAUGAAAUGAAAUGUGUCGGUGCAGAACACCUGCUGCUGCCAGAUGAACACGGGUGAUUAUUGGACGAGUGCAGCAGUGUUCGAUGGCAUCAUGCCAGACAGCUGAGGUGGAAGCAGGAAGUGGUUCUUCAUGUAUGUUUGUCCCCCUCCUUCCACACUCAUGAGUCACUUAUAAGAAAGUUUCAGUCAGUCUGAACGGAAGCCCCGUCGGCAUCGGUGUGUUUGAAUGUCUCAGUGGUUAUCAGCUGAUUCUAAGGUUUUGUUGUGUGUGUGUGUGUGUGUGUGUGUGUGAGUGAGUGAGAUCACAUCGCUGCUAUUGCUGUUGCUGCUGCUACUGUUGUUGCUACUGCUGCUUCUCAUGCUCACCCCAACCCGCCCAAAGUCUUUGUAUCACCCCCCCUCACAUCAACCAGAAGGAGAGAAAUCUGGCCCUUUGCAGUCAAACCCACAAGUAUUGAGACAUCAAGCCUUGUGUUCCAACACUUUGACUUCAGACGAGCAGAGGUGUGUUUACCUAGCAAAGAUUGUCCCAACACUUUUGGCCUUUGACCUACUCCAGCCCCACAUCUUCUUCCCCUGUUUUUUUUUUUUUUUUUUUAAUGUAUUUUUUCCUUCUUCUUUUUUGUUCUCUGCUUGUUCUUUCUGCGCAGUCAUAGCUUGUAAAUGGAGGAUACAAAGAUGAAUUUUAUGUUUUCUACAAGGAGGUUUGCAUGUUACUAUUAUGUGAGUAAAUAAGGUGCCUAACGUUCAUGUUUGAGCAGACCACACCUCAGUCAGACUGCUGCUGGGAAUCCGCGAGGGUGGCUUCAUCGCCGCCUGUCUGGCAGAAUAGAGAAGCAGAGUGCGAGGACGGCCAAAAAGCGAUCCUUUCUGUCUUUUUUUAUUUUUUUUUCCUCUCUCUAAAGUCUUGGACGGAUGAGUCUGCUCCGACAUUUAGGAUUCUGGGGCGUUCUCACGCACCCACCCUCCCUCCCAAUGAGCAACAGUGUGCCUGUUUCCAAACUUGCUGCUCCACCUUGAACUUUUUUUAUUUUUAUUUUUAUUUUUGAGUGCGGCAGUUGCUCACCGGCCAUUGUGCCAGACAGGACCGGUCGCUCCUAGAGAAGCCACUGAAGCCAUUCCAAGCAGUAAUGUGACCCGUGUGGAGCAGACAUAGGAAACCCACUUGCACUCAAAAAGCUCCCACCUUCGUUGUGCCUCACUUCCAACGGUGCUUUUUUCAGUAGUCUGUCUUUCUUUAUGUUUGUUUGUAAGGUGCUGUAUAUAACUUGAAUAUAUUAUGCACAUAUCCUACCCAAUGGGUAGAAACCACAAAAAGAUGUUGUGAAUAAUGUAAUAUAAUGUAUAGACGAUAUAAGAAUUUUAAGAAGGCAGCAUCAAAUUUGUAAAUGCCUACAGUUAAAAAUGUGCUUUGUCUUUUUUUUUCUUUCUUUUUAAAAAUAAGAAAACGUGGUUUGCAAAGUACGCUUAGAAAAUGGUUGCAACACAAAUACAAAUUACUACUUAAUAAUAAUAUUUUGCUAUGAAUAGUCUGUUAUGAGGACGAGAGAACCUCGGGAUUAAGGACCCUUGUUGAGAGACGAUAUUCACGUGUUUGUCGGAUUCUUCUGUCACAGUGCCAGCCAUCAUUUAGGCACUGGCUGAUGAUUUUUCUUUUGACCAACUAACAAAUGUAUAGCUCUAUUAUACAGAUCUUUUAAGAAAACCUAUAUCUCACACACACACACACACACACACACGAGAGCUGUCAGCACUUCUCCGUGAUCUUGGAGAAUGUGCUCCUCUGUACGUCUGAUUUUUAGUUUUUGUAAUUCUGCCAAAGUGUAAAAACUCGCUGAGCACACUGGGCUCUGCUUAUUGGUCCGGCUGGAUGUUUAGGCAUUUCAGCUCUAGUUUUUAAUUGCAUGGUUGUCAAAGAGGAAAACCAUCAAUGGAGGGGAAGAAGGAAAAAAAUCCAUUUAGUUUGGAAAGUUGCACCAGCAUGGCACGAGCGAGGGGAAAACUCACUUUUUUUGUUUUUGUUUGUUUCCUCUGUUAUUUUUCACGAUUAUUUUCUACAUUAUAAUGUUAUAUGUGGCACAGUAUAUUAAAACAAAAGUCAUGUUUAAUCUGCAGUCAUUUAUUUACAGUAUGUACUGAAAAUAACUCCACUGUACAAUAACCGCAGAGCAUGUUCAUUCUUAUCUAUAGACGAUGUACAUAGCAACGCGCCAUGUUCUCUUUGAAGCACCAAAUAAGUGGCAGUUGUGUAGUUUAUAUUUGGAAAUGGUCUCUAUUGUAACUUUGGCUGGCGUGCCGCUCGGCUCUCCUCUUCCUUUAAUUUCAAUUUAAAAGUUUUUCUUUCUCUUUUUCGUUUCCUGCACUAGCUUGAAGAAUUAACGGGCUCAGACUGAUCUUUUAUUUGAUUUCUCUCUUCGCAGUGCUCUCUCUCUCUCUCUCUCUCUCUCUCAGAAAUGUGUACUCGACUGCUGACAAGACCACAAGUAGCUCUUUUUACUGUUCCUGAUUUUAAUGACGACGAUAUCGUGUCAACAGUUUGGUAUUCUCUCAGUCUUGACAGCUAACAUAGGACUGCUUCCAUCAUGGGUUUUGUAACAUCGUUUAGCUUUCGUUACAAAAAUGAUUCUUCCUCUCCCCCCUCUGUGCUCAAAUCUAGAUAUAUAUGGCUGUAUUCAGUAACCAUACAAUGUGUGUGUGAUUUUAUAUAUAUAUAUCUAUAUAAAUAUAUAUAUAAAAUAAAAUACACACACAUACACACAAACACAGAGGUAAAAUUGUUGUGUAUUUUUGCCUCUUUUUAUUUAAGCAAUUGUGAUGUAAUAGGUUUUAGGCCUAAGGUCUGUUAUUGCAAUACUUUUACAGAAAAGAAAAAAAAAUCAAAAAAUGUUGCUCUAAGUGCUGUUGUAGUCAAAGAUUUUAUGCUUGUACUUAUGCUGUAGUCAAACUGCAGCGUAAUGAAUAAAACUUUAAAAGUGA
Messenger RNA from Maylandia zebra (zebra mbuna), 8439 nucleotides. Its product is annotated as low-density lipoprotein receptor class A domain-containing protein 4. The record is from RefSeq and is a predicted model, not a curated record. Gene Ontology annotation, cellular component: Golgi membrane; early endosome membrane. Gene Ontology annotation, biological process: negative regulation of transforming growth factor beta receptor signaling pathway. Gene Ontology annotation, molecular function: R-SMAD binding. Lineage: Eukaryota; Metazoa; Chordata; Actinopteri; Cichliformes; Cichlidae.